UCUGAGCGCGCUCUCUGCACAAGUAACUGCAUCAGUUACUCCAGCCCUCUGCGAACUCCGAUGCUGGGCCAGUGGGCCGCCACUGAGCUGGGAGAGCUCUCGACGGCCGCGUGAUCCCGGGGGUGGGGCCGGUUUCGGAUCCAGUGCCAGCUGCCCACCCCCAGGAGGCCCCACAGCCCUGACAACCUCCGAGAAAGUCCCUCCCCGUAGGCGGAGACAUCGCCAAGAAAUCCCGACCCCGGGGCCUGCGGGGGCUAGUACCCAGAGGCUGCCCGGCGCGGACCGUGAAGUUGUGACAGCCAUGGAGAGCUACAGAGGCUUCUUGGCGCUGCUGGUGUCGGCGCUACCGGUCGGCUUCCUCUCGGUGCUUUUCACCCUCAUCUGGGUCCUCCACUACCGAGAGGGGCUCGGCUGGGACGGGAGCUCGCUCGAGUUCAACUGGCACCCGGUGCUCGCGGUGACAGGCUUUAUCUUCAUCCAGGGCAUAGCCAUCAUCGUCUACAGACUGCCAUGGACCUGGAAAUGCAGCAAGUUCCUGAUGAAAUCCAUCCAUGCAGGGUUAAAUGGUGUUGCUACCAUUCUUGCAGUUAUCGCUCUGGUGGCUGUUUUUGAUUUCCACAAUGCCCAAAGUAUCCCCAAUAUGUACAGUCUUCACAGCUGGGUUGGACUGGCAGCUGUCAUAUGCUAUGUCUUACAGCUUUUCACAGGUUUUUUCAUCUUUCUGCUUCCUUGGGCUCCACCUUCUCUCCGAGAAUUUAUCAUGCCCAUACAUGUUUAUUUUGGACUUUUCCUCUUUGGAACAACGAUUGCGACGGCCCUUAUGGGAGUGACAGAGAAACUAAUUUUUGUCCUGAAAGAUCCUGCAUACCAUUCAUUCCCACCAGAAGGUGUUUUUGUAAACACCCUCGGCCUUCUGAUUCUGUUGUUUGGGGCCCUCAUUUUUUGGAUCGUCUCAAGACCACAAUGGAAACGUCCUAAAGAACCAGAUUCUACUCUUCUUAAAUCAAAUUGUGACACUACAGAGAGAAUGGAAGGUGAUGUAGCAAUAAGCUCUGGCAACAACACAGACAGAUCAGAUUCAGAGUUAAACAAUGAAGGAGCGACCAGGAAAAGAAACUCCGGCCUGGAUGAUGUUGGCCAGAGGUCCACCAUGUAAAAUUUUAUAGAGGUGCAGAAGUAUAGCUUCCACUUUAAAAACCAGCUCUACAAUUUAGCUUCUCCUACUUAGCCAUGAGAUAAUUGAGCUACAGAGUGUCGAUAUUUGUUGUAACCAUCAAGGAGGGUUUCUUGAAAACAGUCUGUGUGGAUUGAGGCCUAUUAACAUUCCUGAAUUGGAAAGGACUUGAUCAAUAUAAUAAUAGCUGAUAAAAUUUGUAUUUGUUGUACCUUUUGCUUGCUGAGGACCAAAGUAUUGGUGCAACAUCUUGCACAGAACAGAUGCUCAAAAUGUGUCUUAUCGGUUGAUUGAUUGAUUGGAUAAACUGGCAGCUUCCCUAGCCUCUUGUCACACUGUCAUUUCCCGUUAAUCCUGGGAGCCCAGUGAUUUCAGAAGUAGAUAGUACGAGUCCUAAAAUUUUAAAAUAAACGGGGUUUAGACCAUUAUGCUACACAGAUGUCAUGACAAGAGUAUGGUUGGGGGAACCUUAGGAAAAUUAUUAAUUCCCUUCUCCCCUGGCAGCCUUCUGCUCCCUCUCCAGUUGGUUUGGGCUUAUGUUGGCCCUGGAUACAAGCAUUUUAUUAGGGCAUUUUGGAGCAGUCAAUGGACCAUAGGUAGUUGAAGAGAUCUUUUCUGGUCAGACUUGGAAGAUUUUCCAGAACUCAGCUUCAGUCCUAGACUUCCCCAGAUUCACCUCUUAGAAAAAAAAAAAAAAUAUGCCUGAAUGCUUAAGUAGCAUAAACUGCUCUACAAAUCUCAAAGAGCGUCUUUUCCUAAGUUUGUUUUUAUUGUUUAAAGUACUUACCUGACACUAUGUGCUAGAUGCUCUUCUAAGCUCCCUCAGCUCCCAUUCAGACCUUAUGGGGUGGUUAUUUCCCCAUUUUACAGGUCAGACAUCUGAAGCCUGGAGAUGUUAAUAACAUGCCUCAACAUGACAGUGCAACUGCCAUUCAAACCCUGGCAGGCCAGCUCCUCAGCCUGGGAUCCCAGUCACUUCACUGUGCUACUUUUCUGUUUAAUACUAAUUUGUACCCCUGAAUAAACCUCAGUUGCUGAAGUGGACUGGAGUGGGGCUAAAGGGGUGUUUCUUUGUGGCCGUCUCCCAGUGAUCCCCCAGAUAGCCAAAGAAUAGGGGCCUCCCAUUUCUGAACAUAGAUGGGAGCCUCUGCUGCUGCCAACAAGUCUUAACCUGCCUCGAUGCCCUUUUAAUCUUAAAAUUGUAUCUUGGCAACAGAGAGCUUUGAGCAAAAACAUAUGUAGCUUGCAAAUUUGAUGAAUUAAUUGCAAUAUUCGUUCUUCAGGAUCUUAGCUGCUGAACAACUUUGUGUUUGGAGAGACCUUUCUCAUGGACUGCCCUUUGCUGGGGCAAAAGCCAAGAUCCUUCCUGAUUUUCAUGGAGCUUCAGGGGCUGUUUUGAGCUUUGGGUUCUUAGUAAUGAAUUGAGACUUAGAGAUGAUAACUUUUUAUGCAUGGAGGCCUCUAUCUAGGCUCUAAACUGACUUAAAACCUAGAGUAGUACCUAUGCUUAUAUGAUGUUUUUUGGGGUUUUGGUUGACUUUUGGCUUUCCUGCAGUCUUAAGUUGAAGCAUUUUAGAAUUCUGUGUGGUGGCAUACACCUCUAGUCCCAGCUGUUUGGGAGGCUGAGGCAGGAGAAUCCUUUGAGCUCAGAAGUUUGGGGGCAUCCUGGUCAACAGAAUGAGACCCUGUCUCUUAAAAUAAAUAAAUAAAUAAAAUUUAAAAAUAUAUAUAUACACUUAUAUAUGUAUGUAUGUAUUUUAAUGUGUAUAAAAACCUUAUAGUUUAUACCAAAUACAUUUAACGUUUUUGGUGCUUAAUGGACUUCUUUUAUAUAAUUGGUAAUUACUUCCAAAGACUGAAUACAAGUUAGACUCUAUCAUAUUCCUUAAAUUUCAUGGAUAAUCAUUCAAGAUUUCCUUGCUAAAGCACUGUUUUCCUCUUAUUCAGUUAAUUCUAUUUCCUAAAUUGUUAAUGGUGUCAGAAGGAUCUGCAAUGCUCAGCCCAAAGCCUAGAACAUGGUAGCACAAUUAAAUUUAGUAUGGGUGCUAAGUGGAAGGAGUAAUUGCAUGUCACACACACAGUUUGAUAAAUAGAUGUUUUAUUACAGGUAGGCACCCCAAAUUCCAAGCUUAUUUCGAGGAGGAGGGAUGGUGACUGUAUCCCAAGAAGUGAGGCUACCAUUUCUUUUUAUAUAGGCCAAGAAAGAGGUGAUCAGUGCACAGCUAAUUAUUUAGCACUAGAAUAGCUCCAUUGCAAAGUAUUUGAUCAUCCUUCAUCUCAACCUUUUAUUUUCUCUCAAUUGGGCUAAUGUGAGGGUAAUCUUAGAUAUUAUAAGGACUUCUUUUCUUUCAUUUUCAGCCUUUAUGAAAAGGAUAUGUAGUAAAAUAUAUCUAGAAAACUUUUCUGUUUGAGAGUCUUCUUUUAAUGGGCUUUUUAUUCUAAGGAUAAUUGCGCCUUUAUCUUUCAAAAGCUGAUAUUUCCUACCUAAAGCAUCUCCACCAAAAAUAUCAUAUUAAAAAGCUCACAAAGAAUAGGGGAGAAGAAAGCUUCAGGUAUCAAUUCCAAAACACUGAUUGAAACUUCCCAAAAUAAUUAUAGCUUACAUCAUCUGCUGAGAUAAUCUGGCUUGACUUACCCCAUAAUCUAAUUGCAAAAGAGAAAGCCUUAUUUUAGCACUCACCUAAAUCAACACGAAAGAAAGCCUUUUCUUUCGAAGGGUUUAUUGAAAAACUCGAAUGAAUAUACUUUAUUGAAUUAAUGUCAUCAAAAGUGUUCGGCUUCCUAUGCUUGUGUCAAACUGAAUCCACCCUCUGAAGUGCUUUCUUCCCUUUACUUAUGUGAUUUCAUUUAAGCUGUGCUGUUCAGAAACCACAUCUCAGACCUUGCAAUGAAAUGACAAAGGAGGCAAUUGCACUUUUUAAGGAGUACUGACAAGUGGUUUGUUUUCUAAAGGACAAGAUAAAUUGUAUGUCUCAUUUUUAAUUAAGCUCUUUUUCCUGCUGGGUUGGAAAUUCCAGCAUCAUACUGACUGAUCACAACCGACAAAUUUAAAGUGCAAAAGAAGGAGUAAAACCUUAUGUCAGUUUUGUUGUAAUGUGAUAGAAUUUUUAUCUUGAUGUGUCCUUUUUUGGAUAAUGCCAACAGAAAACUGUAACUACUAGGUCUUAUACAUAGGAACAUUUAGAGAAAGAAAAUAAGGUACCUGAAAACUUUUAAGUGGAAAAGAAAAUUUCUAUCUUUUAAAUUGUCUUUUUAUCUUUGCACAUUUAUUGAAAAAGAUGAACUAUUUUGAACAUUUUAUAAAUUUGUGGGAAAAGUAUGCAUCUAUUUUUUCUUGACUUUCUAUAUAGUAAUAAAAGGUAUUUUGGAAAUUC
Marmota monax (woodchuck) is the source of this 4548-nucleotide messenger RNA. Its product is annotated as plasma membrane ascorbate-dependent reductase CYBRD1. NCBI's taxonomy places the organism in Eukaryota, Metazoa, Chordata, Mammalia, Rodentia, Sciuridae. The transcript has 4 exons. Gene Ontology annotation, molecular function: oxidoreductase activity. Gene Ontology annotation, cellular component: lysosomal membrane. Bases 302 to 1156 code for a protein of 284 amino acids. The record is from RefSeq and is a predicted model, not a curated record.